GUAAACGUAUUAUAGGGCUGUCGACGAUUUUCCAUAUUAUGAUUUCUUUAACAGCAUUGAGAAGACAGAUAUGCGUCAAAGGAAUAACUCAAAACAUUGGAAAAAGAUCAUUUUACAUGUGGCUAAACUUUGUUUUCAACAGAGUAGAUGAAGGACGAAUAGAAGAAUUUGGUCCAGACAGGGUAGCAGCAGAGUGGGUGUUACGUUGUGGAGGUGGAGUUAAAUUCAAGAAUCCUGAAAAAUGGAUUUGGGACUAUAAUGCCAUACCAGACGGGCCAAAAGGAAGACUUGCAUUGGAAGCAAUCGAUGCUAAAGGAAUAAGUGUAACAACCGGUGGCCUUCAACAUCUUGUUGGACUGCAACAUCUUAAACAGCUGAACGUAAACAGCUGUAUGUAUGUAACUGAUGUGAGCAAACUUCUGCCUGUGAAAGAAACCCUAGAGGAGCUGGACAUUGGGAACUGUGGCAGUAUAUCUGAUAUAUCACCACUCUCAGAACUAAAAAAAUUGACAAAGCUCAACCUUGUAAACACACCAAGCAUAAAACAGAGAGAAGAGGCAAUCACAACAUUACAGAAAAGACUCCCUGACUGUGUCAUUGAAAAAUAAAAUGCCAAGUUUUGCAUA
Orbicella faveolata is the source of this 626-nucleotide messenger RNA. RefSeq names its product ATP synthase subunit s, mitochondrial-like. The record is from RefSeq and is a predicted model, not a curated record. Lineage: Eukaryota; Metazoa; Cnidaria; Anthozoa; Scleractinia; Merulinidae.